CUACCGCUUCAAAAAGGACGGGUGGUGUGUCUAUGUUUUUAUGUUACAUUGUCCUAUCAUGUCCAUGUAUCAGCUCUUUUUUGUUAUGUCAAGAGUGUUUGUGUAAAUUCAUAAGCAAUGCAAACUGUUAUAGUGGGAGCCAAACAACAGAAAAAAACACUUGAGGGAUUCUUAACACAUUCAACCUGUUCUGCUCAAGUGACGGAACCUUCUAUUUGCAUUUAAAUUGUUAAUGUUAACAGAUUUUAUUUCAAUGCCUACAAAUAAUGAGCUUGUGAGUAUCUAUCAUGAUACUCAUAGAUCCACAUGUGGUUGAAAAUCUGUGUUUAGGACAUAUACUUGCUAACACCAUAAACUCAUAUAUUAAUUGUAAACCUAACUUCUGUCUUCUGUCUGUUUUGUUGAUAUAAUGUUGUGAUGCAAUCCUACAGGGGUGAGAUCUUCGCUUAUCCCAUGUUCCUGAAGAAGGAAGUCUCUGCCAUCAGUCCUCCAACCUUCUUUUGCAUGGAUGUUAUUUGCAAAUAUUGGCCUUACACAAGCAGAAUUUGUGAAGCCUACCCUGAAUAUCAUCACCUCACUGCCAUGAACCCUUUCUGUCUGUGCUCUAUGCUAAAGCACACCGUAUCAAGUGUGAGGUAAUUUUACUUCAAUUUUGUUUUCAUUUCAGGAUGGAGCUGGUUCCACCUUGGGAGACAAGGUAGAAAAUGGUCAACUCCUUCCUCUCCAGGACUGCCUUAAACGCCAAGUUUAUGGGAAAAGGAGCCCGCACUGACAUGCUGACUGUCCAGAUCAUGGACUGGAACAAAAGAAAGGUGCAAAACAUGUGCAAUACCUUAUUCUCCAGAUUUCAUAAGACACAAAGGGACCUUCAGAGGGAUGAGACUGUGCGGCAGUGGGUCACAGAUGUACAGGAUUGGGCUGAACAUGAUUCACCAGCUGGCAGCAGUGAUUCUCUCCUGGAAGUGAGGAGAAGAAUUGAGGAGAAUUCACUGGGCCUGAGACAGCGUAUAGACUAAGUAGAAGGGGAAAAUGACCAAGACGACCAACAGAAAAUUCCCCGUCAACUAUUUAGAUAUUCUGGAAACAUUUCUUUCUACUUUUAAUUUCCUGUUGUGUUUCUAAUUAUUAUUAAUGCAGACAUCAGAGAUGAACAUAUCCGGCUCUGUUGAGCUCUACUGAGUGCCAGUCUAGUAAAUGAAUCUGGAAUCCUCUCACAAAAAACAUUUCCCCCCCACAGGGUUUGUAGUGUGAAGCUAAUGAGGUGUUUUAUAAAGGUGUGAUCGAAAACGUCAGACAAAGUGAAUCCCCUUUAUUUUAACAUGAACAGAAAAAAAAGGAGGGAGUUUAAUUUCACCGUUAGCAGCAGGACAAGCUAUUGAGUAACUCUCAUACCAUGACGGUUACUCUAUCUCUUCAGUUACUUAUAAAGCUCUGUUCAGUUAGACACACAAAGGGAUAUAAGAAUUGGGGUUAAUGAAAAUUAGUACUCCCCACGUUACAGUAAGUUUUACCCAACCUGUGUCCCUGAAAUUCAAAUAUGUGUCCCUUCUGUAUUUACAAAAACACUUUAAGCAUUUUGACACAAAACACUGGCAUGAAAAUGAAUUAAAUUUGGACACUACAGGGCUAUAUCAGGCAGUCCAUGCCCAACAUACUAUAUUGCCAUCUUUCUGCAGCACGAACCUGAGAAACGAGAAUACAUAACACAUCAGUAUCAUUACUUAGGUUUCCAUGGCUGUGACCAAACAGCUGCAGUCCAGCUGUUGUCAUGAAUGAGCUUUGCUAAUGAAAGAAUACUGCAUAGUCACAUACAGUCUGGGUUGAGAGCACAGCAUCCUGGUUUAAAUGUAAAUAACAAAAAAUCUCCUUUGGUACUCUGUUAUAAAAAAAAAAAAUUGUUUAGAGUAAGUACUAUUAUGAUAUUGUAAUUGUGAAAAUCCCCCAAAACAAACUAGAGUCAUUCGGACAUUGUUCUGACGUUUCUCAAGAUGAAUGUGGUUCAAUGUUGCUUUGACACACAGUUAGUUUGUGUUGAAAUGUAAAAUAUUACGAGUGUAAACUUUUGAUCAUUCCAAUGAAUACUAAUACCACUACGAUAGCGUUGUUGCACUUGAUUUAAUACGAAGCCAUUAUAUGAACUCACUAUUCUUCCUGUUCCGGUGGUUAGUGUUGGUGAAUGUGAAUUUCUGUCGCACAUUUACGCCAAUAGCUUUAUGUUCAGCUAGUAAGACUGCUGCGUUCAAGUUCUGGCGGAGUCGGUGUACUUAUUGGUUUCCAUCCAUCCCAAAAUGUGUUUCCAUGUCAAUAUCCCCGUCAUAAACACGAUGUGGGACCUUGACAAGCUCCAAUGUGUAUAAAAUAAGGCUGUAAAACCUAUAAUUAUCUCAUCUUAAUCAAACUAGAAUGCCUCAAACAGUCAAACGUCGGUUUAAUACUGUAGUCUAAGAAAAAAAAGUCGAAAUAGAGCUGUUUUGUUGUUAAUUAAAUAUAAUUAAUCCUACACGACCAAACUACUCCCACAAAACCGUAAAUAGUUGUCAUGUGGGGUGAAUUCUCUAGAGUCGUUCCCGUCUGACCGGUGUGACCUGAACGCGACAUAACAUUCCGCAGCCUUGGGGGCGGCAACGCGAGGGAUGUGGGGGGGGGUUCCGGCUAUUUCCUGGCAGUCGGUCUGAACCGUCAAGUGAAAUAAUAACACACAUGUGCAUCAAAGGGUGAGAGGAAAACACAGUCGCUAUAAGACAGAGAGCCACCCGGGAUCGAACCUGUGACCGUCAGGACCAGCCAUACCAAUCAUCCUGAUCCCGAUCCACGCCAGAGAUGUCGUCCGACAAGAUCGAAUACACCCCCCUGCAAAUGGAACCCUGUCCACCCUACACCCCAGGGCAGCCUGCUCACCCUGCUAUGUUUGACAUGGCCGGCCCAAUCAUGUUCCAGGGCCCUGCUCCUGGCGGCCUACCUUUCCCUCCACCGACUGCCUUUGGACCAGGCAUUGUCGGAGGUUUUGGGGCGGCCACAAACCCCCAAGGCGGCACAGGAUAUGGCUUCAAUGAUUCUUUUUCGCCAUACUCUCCACCGGGCCAAGGCAAUCCUUCAUCUUUGCCGUAUCCUCCACCAGGCCAAGGCAAUCCUUCAUCUUUGCCAUAUUGUCCACCAGGCCAAGGCAAUCCUUCAUCUUUGCCAUAUUGUCCACCAGGCCAAGGCAAUCCUUCAUCUUUGCCAUAUUGUCCACCAGGCGAGGGCAAACCAUCAUCUUUGCCAUAUUCUCCACCAGUCCAGGGCUUCAAUGCAAACUUUGACAAUGAUGAUUUCCCAAACCAGGACGACCCGCCGCCCUUCCACGAGAACAAUGACUUUGAUUUUGGAUUAGACAACAAAACCAUAAGACGAGCUUUCAUUCGAAAGGUUUUCUUGGUGUUAACUGCUCAGCUGAUGGUGACGUUUGCCUUUGUGGCAGUCUUCACCUUUGUGGAUGAAGUCAAGAUGUUCGUCCUGGUGAACACCUGGACCUACAUGGUGUCCUACGCUGUGUUCUUUGUGUCCGUUUGUGUGAUCAGCUGCUGUGGAAGCGUUCGCCGGAGACACCCUUGGAACCUGGUUGCAUUGUCCAUCCUGACCCUCAGCAUGUCCUACAUGGUGGGAAUGAUCGCCAGCUUCCACGAGACCGAGUCCGUAAUCAUGGCAGUGGGCAUCACAGCAGUUGUGUGCUUCACAGUGGUCCUCUUCUCUCUGCAGACCAAGUACGACUUCACUUCCUGUCACGGCGUGCUCUUCGUCUGUUUAAUUGUCCUGAUCUUCUUCGGCAUCCUCUGCAUCUUCAUCCGCAACAGGAUUCUGCACAUUGUGUAUGCUGGACUGGGAGCUUUGCUUUUCACCUGUUUCUUGGCCGUUGACACGCAGCUGCUGCUUGGCAACAAGGAACUGGCCCUGAGUCCGGAGGAGUACAUCUUCGCGGCUCUGACGCUGUACACAGACAUCAUCAACAUCUUCCUCUAUAUUCUGGCUAUCGUUGGACGAGCAAGAGGGGGCUGAGCGGGAGGAACUCAAUAGCUUUGAGUUCAUGUAUAAAAGUGAAUUCCCAUAAUCCUUUUAUUUUUGGCUUGUAGUGUGCAUUGAUCACAUAGUGGGAUAUUUCUUUGCUUCACCUUGUGCAUAUGUUUUCUUUUAUGAUGAUUUAGCUUUUAUAUAUGUUGUAAUUAUGGGGUUUUAUGAGGUAUAUGUCCUGUGGUACAAAACUUCACCUUGUUUUGGUAAAUCAUUUCUUCUGCUGUACGAAAAUUGACAAAAUGGUCACAACUCAAAGUCCUAGUUCCUGCUUAUUCCAGAGCUUUCGCCUCUUUCACACAGUCUUCAUCCGCAGGAGAUUACUCUUUGUAAAUGCAAUAGUACCAGUUAUGAUAUCAUCCAUUGCAGCUUUACGAAAAAAUCUAGUAAAUGGUGUCCAGAUUGUCCAGGGUCAAGAAGAAAUGUUGAUACUUAACCUAUAAACCAAAACCUAUGAAAACUGCUGAUGUUAUAGUGUAUUGGACGAAGCAGAAUCUACUGAGCUUGUUUCUUUCUUCGCUGCAACUUAAAAAAAACUCCAUUCUCUAACGGCCGUGUGAUGUGAUGUGAUGUGGCUGAAAUGCUAAAUGCAUUUUGAGUUGAAACUUCUAUUUCCAAUGUAAAGGUAAAAACUUUUCAUGAUUAAAUAUGAAGAUGCUUUUCAAA
This is a messenger RNA of Platichthys flesus (European flounder), 4710 nucleotides long. Its product is annotated as protein lifeguard 1-like. Gene Ontology annotation, cellular component: membrane; endoplasmic reticulum; Golgi apparatus. The transcript is spliced from 10 exons. Bases 2821 to 4032 code for a protein of 403 amino acids. The record is from RefSeq and is a predicted model, not a curated record. Gene Ontology annotation, biological process: negative regulation of apoptotic signaling pathway. Lineage: Eukaryota; Metazoa; Chordata; Actinopteri; Pleuronectiformes; Pleuronectidae.